Danaus chrysippus (African queen) is the source of this 3348-nucleotide messenger RNA. The record is from the annotation of a GenBank genome assembly. NCBI's taxonomy places the organism in Eukaryota, Metazoa, Arthropoda, Insecta, Lepidoptera, Nymphalidae.
AUGACUUCGAAUGAGAAGGAAGCUGAUAAAAGUGAGGAUGCGUCUGGUAUUGAUGAAGUUUCAACAGAAAAUACAGAUGAAAAUGACAAACUUGCUCUUACUGAAUAUAUAUCUAACCUAGAAGCAAGAAUCAAACAUAAAACAGGUCUACGAAAUCAAAACCUUAAUUGUGUCAGACCGCCAGACAACCAUUUUUCCAAACUUGAUUCCGGUUUAAAAAAAAAUACAACUUUCGUUAAGAAGCUGAAAUCUUUUAGUGCCACACAACUAGAUGCUCUUUCUAAGGAUUUAAGUACUCUCAAUCUUACGAAAUAUAUUUCUGAAGUCGCUUCCGCCAUCGCAGAAGCAAAAUUAAAGAUGUCAGAUAUAUCAGCUGCAAUCACGCUGUGUUCUACAUUGCAUCAAACAUAUUCGGAAUUUAGUUCGUUCUUUUUUGAGAACUGGCAAAAGAUACUAUCCUUCAAAGCAACUGAUAAGAUAACCAAUUCUUCAAAGUUAAGGGUGGAUUUAAGAUUUUAUGCAGAACUUAUUGCUGUUGGUAUAUUUACUAAUAAGACUGGUCUACCACUGUUGGGUAUUGUGCUCACAGUUUUAAUCAAUAUGGAUAAAGAAGAGCAUAACAAUAUUCCAAUUUUGUUAUCAUUUUGUAAACAUUGCGGUGAGGACUAUGCAGGAUUAGUUCCGAAGAAAAUUAAAGAUUCUGCUAAGAAAUUUAAUGUGACAGUACCAAGAAAUACUUUCAUACCAGCAGAGAAGCAAACAGCUGUGAGAAGUCUAUUGAAAGACUAUUUCUUAUCAUUGACAAAGCAUUUACUGGCUGAACGAGCUCAGCUUCAAGCACUGCAUGCGGCAAAUCAGAGGACCCUUCAUACUAGAGGAGAGCUAUCACAAGAACGGAAAGACCAAUUAGAACAACACCAGGCGACAUAUGACAAACUACUUGUAGGAGCUCAGAAUUUUGCUGAAGUGUUGGGUGAAGAUCUUGGUGAGGCCGGAGAACCUUUGACCUUGUCCAUGACAGUUAUUGAGACUCAGGGAACGGUAACCAUUGGUGGGAAUGAAGAGAUCAUUAUGCAAGCUGGUACUGACCCCUGGCAGGAUGAAGACACUAGAACAUUCUAUACCAGCCUUCCGGAUUUGAAAGUUUUUAUGCCGAAUUAUCAAUUGAAAGAGGCUGUGAAAAAUAAAACAGAAACUGUUACCGAAGAGAUGUUAGACGAGGAUCUCAAAGAAGAUGAGCUCAGUGACAAUGAGGAACCAGCACCUGUUGUUGCUGAUGUGGAGCAAGAAGAGGCACAACCAGCUAAUGUAUCAAAUAAAUAUGCCCUUGAUGCUUUCUUAAAUGAAUUGCCGAAUUGUAUCAAUAGAGAGUUAAUUGAUAAUGCCGCUGUAGACUUUGUUUUGAACUUGAACACAAAAAAUAAUAGAAAGAAAUUAACACGGGUCCUAUUUAGUGUGGCCAGAACAAGAUUAGAUUUAUUACCAUUUUACUCAAGAUUUGCCUCCAUACUUUAUCCAGUUUUACCUGAUGUGUGUGUUGAUUUGUGUCAAAUGCUAAAACAAGAUUUUAAGUAUCAUGUCAGGAAGAAGGAUCAAAUUAACAUUGAAUCAAAGAUCAAAGUGGUAAGAUUUAUUGGAGAACUUGUUAAAUUUGGUCUCUACUCCAAAAUGGAAGCUUUGUAUUGUCUGAAAGUUCUGUUACACGAUUUUAAACAUCAUCACAUUGAAAUGGCUUGUAACUUAUUGGAGACUUGUGGAAGAUAUUUGUACUGCAAUCCUGAUACACACCAAAGAACAAUGAUAUAUUUACAGCAGAUGAUGAGAAAAAAGACCGUAUCAGCCCUCGAUUCACGCUACGUGACCCAAAUCGAAAACGCAUUUUAUUACGUAUGUCCACCCGAAGCACCAGCGCAACCGAAAGAGGAAGAGCCUCCCAUGCAUCAGUUCAUUAGAAAAAUCCUUCACGAAGAUCUACAAAAGAGUAAUGAGGAAAAAAUUUUGAGGCUUAUGAGGAAACUUAAUUGGGAUGACCCUGAAGUGGCGGCUGUGGCAAUCCAACAUCUGGCUGGAGGAUGGAGGGUCAGGGCGAGUGCGAGAAGAGCGUUGGCUCGUCUGACAGCUGAAUUGGCUGCCUGGCAAGAAAAUGUGGCCCCCGCUGUUGUUGACACUAUACUGGAGGAAAUUAGAGUUACUAUGGAAGAUCCUCAUCCGAAGUACAAUCAGAGGCGAAUAGCUAGUGUCAGAUAUCUUGGAGAACUCUAUAAUUACAAGCUUCUGGAUUCCCGAGACGUUUUCACGGUUCUCUAUUCUUUUAUCACAUUCGGUAUAUCCAAUGAUCAUUCUAACGUCUCUCCCCUAGAUCCGUCCGAUAACGUCUUCAGAAUAAGAUUAGUUUGCGCGCUACUAGAAACUUGUGGCGCAUAUUUUAAUAGUGGAUCCAGUAAGAAACGCCUGGACUACUUUUUGGUUUUCUUCCAAAAUUACUAUUGGUUCAAAUACAGUGAUCCUUACUGGACCGAGGAGAAUAAAUUUCCGAUUUACGUCAAAUACAUAUAUCAGGAGUGUUUGAGCAGUUUGCGGCCCAAGCUGACGUUGUUUACUAGCUGGCAACAGUGUAAGGACGCUAUAGAGGAGAUAAGACAGACAUUGUACCCAGAUUUGGGUGAAGACGAACAUUUUGAGAACGAUGACCAAGGGGAGGAUAGUGUUGCUGAUGGCUUAGACACCAUCAUUGAGACGGAUGACGAAACAGAUAAUCCACACAUGCCAGAAGAAAGCUCCGACGAAGACCCCAUCACGGAAAGUGCUGGAAACGAAGAAAACGACGUACAGACAGAAGAUCUACCCAUCGAGCCGAGGCGGCCAGCUGCAAAACCUGUAGAAGAUGUGGAAUUUGAAUCGGCGUUCGAGAAGAUGGUUAUGGAAAAUAUUGCGGAAAGACAACGCGAGAACAGGCCACAGCAAAGAGAUAUAGCUGUACCAAUGACAUGUAGACAGACCACUAAAAAAACCUAUGAACAGUUACUGCAAGGUAAAGAAGGAGUAGAAUUUGUUUUGAUGGUGAGAAAGGGUAUGAAGCCACAAUACAAGUCGUUCAACGCGCCACCGGAGCUCGCGAGCAAUUUACAACAACAGGCCCUAGCAGAUAAACAAGAAAUGGAAAGAGUUAAACGUUUAACAUUAAACAUUUCUGAACGCCAAGAAGAGGAGGAAUAUAGCGCGGAGAGUGGGGGAGGUUCUGGUGGAGGUGGCAACCCCAAUAGAGGGCAGCACGUUCGACAAAAGUAUCAACACCCUAAAGGGGCACCGGAUGCAGAUCUUAUAUUUGGACCUAAGAAAUUUAAAUAA